AUGGGCUCACCAAUCUCACCAGCCAUUGCCAACAUAUUCAUGAAGCACCUAGAGAAACGCAUCUUGAAAGAAGCCCCUCUAAAACCAUCUGAGUGGUUCCGAUAUGUGGAUGACACGUUUGUGGUAUGGCCCAAUGAUCACGACACUCUCCCUUCUUUCCUCGAAUUCGUAAAUAACAUACACCCAAAUAUCAAGUUCACCAUGGAAAUAGAAAGCAACAAAUCCCUACCCUUUCUUGAUGUAUUGGUUACAAGGAAACCAGAUGGCAGUCUAGGACAUCAGGUCUACAGGAAACCGACCCACACGGACAGAUAUCUCAACGCCUCCACACACCACCACCCUGCACAUAAGGAUUCGGUCAUCAGAUCCUUGGUCAACUGCGCUCUGAAGAUCUGCGAUACCAACAACUUGCAAGCGGAACUUGACCACGUGAAGCACGCAUUAAUACGCAACGGCUUCUCAGGAAGCAGGGUUCAACGUACUAUUAAUAAACUCCAUCACAGUACACCUCCUGCUCAUGACCAAACUGACGAGCCGAACAACAGCAUUGCUAAAUGCUUGAAAAGGGAAGGCAUCAAAACCAUCUUUCAGACGGAGACAAAAAUAGGACAGGUCCUCACCUCCCCCAAAGAUCAACAACUGCGCCUAUCUCAUGCGGGAAUAUACAGAAUCCCCUGUUCAUGCGGUAAAGUAUACAUCGGGGAAACCGGGAGGAGCGUGAGUACAUGCCUCAUCGAAAACGAUCGUUGCACCAGACUAAAGUACACCCAGUCUGCGGUCGCAAGACAUCAACAUCAGUUGACCACGGGACACACGAUCAAGUUCGAAGAGACGAAGAUCUUGUCCAGAGGCAAAAAUUACGUUCCACGAAAGUAUAGGGAAUCUAUUGAAAUCCUGAAACACCCAAACAACAUCAACAGGGACACAGGAUAUCAACUGAAUCCCAUUUGGCACUCCCUCCUCCCGUUUUUUUUUUUAAUUGUUCAGCUGACCAAUUAA
Molecule: messenger RNA, 999 nt
Organism: Nomia melanderi (Alkali bee)
Lineage: Eukaryota; Metazoa; Arthropoda; Insecta; Hymenoptera; Halictidae
Source: RefSeq, a predicted model, not a curated record